AUGCACCUUUGCGGUCAACUGGAGCUCCUUAGAAUACAAUUCAUAGAAACCUGCAGAAAACGCGAUGAUGAGAAGCAUUGUAAGAAUAUUUUCGGGCCACUGGUCAAAAGGCAUUGUCAGCUGAUAAAAUUGACCAGGAAUAUAGAAGACGCUUUCAAUAUCAAUAUUUUGCUACGUCUUUUAAUAAUUAGCGUUGUUAUUGCAGCUUCAGGGGUAGGAAUUAUCCUGUCAUUCAAUAGUAACGAUUACAAAGAAAUAAUAAAAAUGGUGAUAUCUAUUCAGUUUUAUAUAGUACAAACCUUUUUGUACACGUAUGCCGGCGAUAUCUUGCAGAAUCAAAGCGAAUCGAUCGUUUACGCCAUAUAUAGCUCCACGUGGCACGAAAUGUCACCCACUAUGGUGAAAGAUCUGAUAUUCAUUAUGAUGAGAAUGAAAAUCCCUCUUCGGAUCAGUGCCGGAAAAUUUUUCUAUCUCGCACGAACCACUAUGACGGAUAUCCUAAAAACCACCUUAACAUACAUGUCGUUCUUACAAGUGACAGUUAAUAAAUAA
Molecule: messenger RNA, 552 nt
Organism: Formica exsecta
Lineage: Eukaryota; Metazoa; Arthropoda; Insecta; Hymenoptera; Formicidae
Product: odorant receptor 82a-like
Exons: 2
Coding region: 1-552 (183 amino acids)
Biological process (GO): detection of chemical stimulus involved in sensory perception of smell; sensory perception of smell
Cellular component (GO): plasma membrane
Molecular function (GO): olfactory receptor activity; odorant binding
Source: RefSeq, a predicted model, not a curated record